UGUUAAACCAAACCGACCAAACAUGGCGGCCGAUCCGUCACUAAAUCAUUAUGGUAUUUCGUGGCACGAUAGCGCUUGGAUUCCCAUUCUUACACCAGAAAAUGUUCUUGAAUAUUUUUCACAAAGGACCAACCCUUUCUACGAUCGAACUUGUAAUAACGAAAUGAUCAAAAUGCAACGCCUGGAUAUGUCUCAAUUAACAAUGAUGCAAGGCUUAGAAUAUAUUUUGCUUCAUGUUCAAAAUCCAAUCCUCUUCGUCAUCAGAAAACAACACAGGCAUUCACCCACACAAGUCACACCAUUGGCAGACUACUACAUCUUAGCUGGAGUUGUGUAUCAAUGUCCUGAUCUGGGUUCGUUGAUCAACUCCAGAAUGUUGUCAGUUUUACAUAAUCUUACUGCUGCCUUUGAUGAAGCGUUUUCCUAUGCCAGAUACCAUCCGUCCAAAGGUUACUGGUGGGAGUUUAAAGACGGUGAAAAUAAAGCUGAAAGAGAUAUAAAAAAGAAAAGCAAUAAAGACAACUCAAGAACGGCAGCAAGUUCGUUAUUUCAACGUCAACAUGUUGAUUUACUCCUAGAAGAACUCUUUAAGAAAUUUCCUCCACAACGCGUUAAGUUUCCUGGUAAUGCUGUGGAGAACGUCGCUACAGAAUCCUUGAAAGACGUAAAGGAACCUGCAGUGAAAAUCGAGGCCAUCACCAACGUUCAGUCGUUACGUCAGUCGGAACAAAACCGAUCACCGGAGAAACGUUCCUUAUCCAACGUUGAAACGGUUGAAACUCCCGAGACCAAACCUUCCACAGUGAAGAAACGAAAAUGACAUCAAUAAGACUUUUGAGGAUCCUUGUCAUCCAACUUAAAACAACCUUUCAAAGCAUUAAUAAACGACGACAUUGAUGUUGUCCUUAUAGGAGAAAGUAAACAGUUUUCCCAACCAUUUUUAAAUAAAUUCUUAUUUAAAUCAAAUUAGGUAGUUUGAAUUCACCUAAACCAAGUGCAUUUAGAAGAUCACGUGAAUACAAUGUUUACACUUUCAGCAAUAUA
Xenia sp. Carnegie-2017 is the source of this 1044-nucleotide messenger RNA. RefSeq names its product mediator of RNA polymerase II transcription subunit 6-like. Gene Ontology annotation, biological process: regulation of transcription by RNA polymerase II. The record is from RefSeq and is a predicted model, not a curated record. NCBI's taxonomy places the organism in Eukaryota, Metazoa, Cnidaria, Anthozoa, Malacalcyonacea, Xeniidae. The coding region runs from base 23 to 820 and encodes 265 amino acids. The transcript has 8 exons. Gene Ontology annotation, cellular component: core mediator complex; mediator complex. Gene Ontology annotation, molecular function: transcription coactivator activity.